Messenger RNA from Ostrea edulis (European flat oyster), 928 nucleotides. RefSeq names its product 3-oxoacyl-[acyl-carrier-protein] reductase FabG-like. Gene Ontology annotation, molecular function: oxidoreductase activity. Lineage: Eukaryota; Metazoa; Mollusca; Bivalvia; Ostreida; Ostreidae. The record is from RefSeq and is a predicted model, not a curated record. Bases 1 to 873 code for a protein of 290 amino acids. The transcript has 9 exons.
AUGAUAUCCUCCUACCCUAUCGACAAACCGGAUCUGUCCAAACUUACCUCGGUUUCUCCGAGUGGUGUUGAUGAGCGCAAAAUACACAAAUUACUUCGUGAUGCCCUCCCUCCAUCCGAGAAUGCCACCAACGUUAUCAGAGAACGAGCCAGUUCCGGUAUUGGGGCAGGAACAGUCACUUUGUUUUGCAGACUUGGAGCACAAGUUGCCAUCACAGGCAGAAAUGUUGACAAUUUGGCCAAAACAGCUGCUGAGUGUAAAAAGGAAAAUGGAAAACUGCCGUUUACUCUUAGCGGUGAUUUGACCAAGGAAGAUUUUGCUAAGCAACUUGUAGAAGAGACAGUAAAAUAUUAUGGGAAAUUGGACAUACUGGUCAAUAAUGCGGGAAUAUUGCAAUCUGGAAGCAUUGAAACAACAUCACUGGAGCAAUAUGAUGAAGGAAUGAAUAUCAACGUCAGAGCUAUUUAUCAUCUGACUAUGCUUGCAGUUCCACAUCUUGUCAAAACAAAGGGGAAUAUUGUAAAUGUAUCAAGUAUAGCAGGCAUUAGAGCAAUUGCUGGAUGUUUGUCAUACUGUAUGUCCAAGAGUGCUAUAGAUCAGUUUACUAAAUGCACUGCAAUAGAGUUGGCACCGAAGCAAGUCAGGGUAAACAGUGUUAACCCUGGCGUUAUCAUUACUAACAUUUUCAAGACGUGUGGAUUGGAUGAAAAGGAGUUUUUAGAGCACUCCAGAACAACACAUCCACUAGGACGGUCCGGUGAGGUGGAAGAAGUGGCCAAUGCGAUUGCUUUCCUGGCAUCAGAGAGUGCUUCCUUUAUCACGGGUGUGCAAUUACCAAUUGAUGGUGGAAGACAUGCCCCCUGUCCACAAUAGGAAGAUUUAUAAAAAAUCCUUGAUAUGUUGCUUAGAAAAUAAAAAAGUUAUACAC